Molecule: messenger RNA, 1110 nt
Organism: Magallana angulata
Lineage: Eukaryota; Metazoa; Mollusca; Bivalvia; Ostreida; Ostreidae
Product: GRAM domain-containing protein 4-like
Exons: 13
Coding region: 1-1110 (369 amino acids)
Biological process (GO): apoptotic process; negative regulation of toll-like receptor 9 signaling pathway
Source: RefSeq, a predicted model, not a curated record
AUGACCUCAAAAUUUCUUAAAAUCCGAGCAGCAGGUUGCGUUAAAUGUUUUGGACAAGAAAGAGGAGGCAGUGCUAAGUGUAUGAUGUCAUCAACAAGAUCCAAGAAGUCCUGCAACAUCAUGGAUAGACUGGUUAAAAUUGCAUACGAUAUAAUUGAAGAUUUUUCUGCGGACUCUCCUAUUGAAUCAAAAGAAGAGAAAGAGAAAGAUGUAGAGGUCAACACAUCAAAAUUAAAGGCAAAUGUCAAAAGAUUUGACACAGCUUUGCAACCUUAUAUCAAAACGGUCAAAGGAAUGCAGGGGCUUUUUAGAUGGAAAUCAUCUGCUUAUACAUUGAUAGUUUUUAUGGUUUAUAUGCAUGCCGUUUGGAAGGGAUAUCUAUUGCAAGUGUUCUUAUUUUGUUUAAUCUUCAGACAUUUCAUCAGUUAUCUUCAAAGCAAAUACUUUUUUUCCCGCAAAGAAAAUGAAUCUGAGAAAGAAGAUACGUGUUUGGGAAACAUGAACAAAACCAACGUGCUUGUUUCAAUGGGACAGAGGAUGCAGGUUUUUCUUGGACAAGCCGCUGAUUGCCUCGAAAAGAUUGAAAGUGUUUUGACCUGGAAAUCCCCCAAAGGUGCCAAACGGGUUUUCACAGCUCUCUGCAUUGGUUUUGUACUGUCGAUGGUGGUGGACUACAAUUUUUUUUUCAUCGUAUUUGAAUUUUAUUUAGGACUACAACUCUUCAUAAUGAACUAUGUAGACCACAAUUACCCUAGAGUCAAGCGUAAAUACAAUAUUCUUUUCAAACUCUGGAAAUCUCUUCCAACUCGGGAAGAAUGGACCAAUGCUAAUUUAGAAGGAGACAAUGUAAGUACUGUGUACCCUGAUUUAAAUUUGUCCUUACAAAAAGAGAAUACUGGUUUCGGUCCAAAAAAUACAGAGAACUCUGCAGAACUGGAAGUGGCGGAUAGAGAUAGAGAAUUCAUUGAGCUCUUCUGUUUACCUCCCUCAGAAAUUCCUUUAUCUGGGUGGCGCGGAGGGAGACGGUGUACGUUGGUUAACAGAGAAAAGAAGGGCAUUGGUGUCUUUAAAAACGGCAAACUGUAUCUAACAAAAAGGUACAUGGUAUAG